This is a messenger RNA of Argentina anserina (silverweed cinquefoil), 506 nucleotides long. RefSeq lists its product as uncharacterized. NCBI's taxonomy places the organism in Eukaryota, Viridiplantae, Streptophyta, Magnoliopsida, Rosales, Rosaceae. The coding region runs from base 201 to 506 and encodes 101 amino acids. The record is from RefSeq and is a predicted model, not a curated record. The transcript is spliced from 5 exons.
UCAGUUUUAUUCCAAAUCUGAUUUAGGUCUUUUGUUAUCCAACUCACCCUUCACGUCUUCAACAACUAAACGAACUCUCUAUUCUUAGAAAAAAAAAACUGAACUGACUCUCAAACUGUCCCGAUCAUGGCCAACUUUUAACCUGCGGCAACCUGAAGAAGAUAACAUUCAAGACUUUGGUUUCAGAGUCGUCGAUCUCGAUGCUCUCCUUGACAUGUCACUUUACGAACUCGUCAAUCUCUUCCCUACUCGUGCUCGCAAAAGUUGAUAAUAACCAGAGGGGUAUGAAGCACAAGCCCAUGGCUUUGAUCAAGUUGUUGUGCAAUACGGAAAUGAACCAUAAUGAAGACAAUUAUGCUGCAUUACCAACUUCUCGGUUGCCUACGGUGCGUCUGUUCUGGUGCUUCUCAGGACAGAUACAUUAUGAUGUUGUGAAGACUACACCGUCUAAGGAAGAAAAUAUAAAACUGAAGGAUGAAAUAGGAGAUAAGAAUAGAGGUCCUUGA